This is a messenger RNA of Caretta caretta (loggerhead turtle), 3330 nucleotides long. It is a transcript of the gene TMED1, whose product is annotated as transmembrane p24 trafficking protein 1. Lineage: Eukaryota; Metazoa; Chordata; Testudines; Cheloniidae. The record is from RefSeq and is a predicted model, not a curated record.
CCCCCGCCCCGCCCAGGUCCCCGGAUGAUGGCGGCCGCCUGGCGCGCGCUGUGGUGGCGGUUGCUGCUGCUGGCGCCCUGGGGCGGCUCGCGCGCCGCGCUGCCGCCGCCUCAGGACGCCGAGUUCACCUUCCUGCUGCCGGCCGGGCGCCGCGAGUGCUUCUACCAGGCCGCGCCGGGCAACGGCUCCAUGGAGGCCGAGUUCCAGGUUAUCGGUGGUGCGGGCCUGGACAUCGACUUCUCCCUGGAGAGCCCCACGGGCGUGCUGCUGAUCAACGAGUACCGGAAAUCGGACGGGGUGCACACCAUUGAGCCCACGGAAGCAGGUGACUACAAACUGUGCUUUGACAACUCCUUCAGCACCAUCUCGGAGAAGCUGGUUUUCUUCGAGCUCAUCUUUGACAGCCCCCAGGAGGACGAGGAUGGGGAUAACUGGUCUGAGGUGGUGGAGCCAGAGGAGAUGCUGGAUAUGAAGAUAGAAGAUAUUAAGGAAUCCAUUGAGACCAUGAAGAACCGUUUGGAGCGGAGCAUCCAGAUGCAGACACUGCUGCGAGCCUUCGAAGCCAGAGACCGCAACCUGCAGGAAAGCAAUAUGAGCCGCGUCAACUUCUGGUCAGCCAUUAACCUGGGGGUGCUGGUGGUAGUGGCCUUCCUCCAGGUCUACAUGCUGAAGAGCCUCUUCGAAGACAAGAGGCAGGUCCGAACGUAGCGUGAGAGGGAGAGAAAUGGACUCCAUAUCUCCUGCAAGGGGCAGGUACAGAGCCAGACUGGUGCUGAGGUUGGUGAAUUCAAAGCCCGACACCCCAGCAUCUGAUAGAUCAACUGUGUAUAGCUCUGUCAAAUUGCUGCAGCUUCUCUUCUGGGCAUACUUUAGAGGGAUUAAAUGGGCCUGCUUUGUACCAGAGUUCACAUUAGGUACAUUGAAGCCAGAGGGCAUUGGGGGAGGGGGGUGGAUCGUAGAGGUCUGACUGAUGGGAUGGGCAGUAUGGGUUGAAAUUGAUUCUCUAUGGACUUGAAUCCCUAGGCUUGGGGGAAGGGGGUUCUACAGCCACCAGCCUGUGCCAUAAUACACAUCCCUGAGGGUGGGAUGAAGGAAUAAAGCAAGGCAGGGCAUGGUGGAUGGCAGCUGAGGGGAGCAGCAGGUGGUCUCGGUACCUAGACCCACUCAGUAAAGCGGGGUCUGGCCUUGCAGCCUCUGGUUCUGACCGUCGCCAAUUACAGGUGGGCAGGAUCCCCUGGCCUGCAACCGAACUUGUUCCUUGUCCAGAAUCUCUCCUCUGGUCUGCAUUUUUGUCAAAGGAGAAACCUCCUAUGUGCCUUAACAGCAGCUCUUGGCCUGUAUGGACCUCAGCCCCGGCCUUGCUGUGUCCUGUUGCCCCUUUAGCGCCUUGUUUCCACUGUCUUUUAGCAGAGAAGGUGGGGAAUGUUCCCCCAUGUCUCCAGGGUCUCCCCGCACUCUGGCCCCCUGUGCAGCAGUGAAUUGGCUCCAGUUGGCCUCCAUACUGACCCCUGGAGGAAAAGCAACCUCUUCGCUAUUUACUGCUGCAGUGCGGCUGCUGCGGGAGAGCCUUGGCUUUGGGUCCAGCCGUGUGGCUUGGUUUGCUUAGCGCUGUGUGUAUAAUUUGCCCCUGUUUCCAUGGCAUCCCUUUUGCUCCAGAUAGCAAUGGAAGCCACUGUUCUUGGCUGUAUGUGGAUGACAUUUCACUUCUUUUGCUGCCCUGUUCCGAUGAGCACCUCUUACUUCAGGUCUCAUGGAUCAGAUCACAGGCCAGUUUCCUUCAGAUCCUUGAAGAAAAACCCAGUUCUGCUUCUCAGUGGAUUGUACCCCUUCUGUGAUUUCCCUGCCUCUAGUGCCUUUUCUCACUGUCCUGUUUGCCUGUCUGCUUUGAGAUCUUAGCUUCACUAGUCCCUUGAGUGGCACAGGACAAUGGAUCUGAGUGGGGCAGUGACUGUGGGCACCUUGGCAGUGGGGAAGGUGUGCGUCUCCUGCUGCGGGUAGGAGGGAGAGAUUGGCUGGGUCCUCAGGAUUUGAGUUGAGCAGGAGUUGCCAUUGCUUUAGAGCUGAGUUCUGCCAAUGCCCUGCUACUCCUUUCCUGGGCUGAGCUGGUCUCUCUUCAGUGCUGGGCUCAGAUCAGACUUUUUUUUUUGUGGGGGGUGCCCUGAGGCAGCAGCAGGGGUGUGAGGAAUUGCUUCCAGUCAACAGGACAAGCUGUAGACAGUGACUCCUGAGGGCAUGGGCGGGUUGGCAAGAUUCCAUAUCACGGGGUAGUUCUGGGCUGAUGGAAUCUGGAGCGCUGAGAGCCAGAGAUGCAGUCAUUAAGGAUUCAAUGUAUUUGCUGGUCUGUGGGCAACGAUCUGCACCACCAGCCAUCACUGUCAAUAGCCCCAUUCUCUGCCGUAGCAGAGGGGCUAAGGGUGAGAGGGCCGGGGAGAGCAGGCCUCUCCAGGCCAGCACUGAGACAUGUUUGGAGAAAGGGAAAGGAAGUGUUAGUGGGAUCUGCCGAGGACAGCUGGGUUCCUGGGGGCGGCUGAUCCAACCCCCUCUCCUCAAGAUUGACUCUAAGGAGGGGCUGCUACUGCCUGAUGAGGCCACUGGUGUUGCUUUGUUACCAUAGCAUGUGCCAAAGUGCCCUCCUCACACCACCCCCGCUGGGAAAAUAGUCCUGAUCUCCCCAUCACCACCUGUUGUGUGACAGCCAAGGUGCCUGGAGAGACUCCAUGAUGGUGCCUGCUUUGCCCUGUCACAGGCGGGUGCUCUGAUCCGAUCUGCCCACCAUUAUGUCUAGGGGGCCUGCGUGGUGGGUGAUUCCAGAAUCUCCUGCAGACACGGACCUGGCUUGGAAUUUUUUUAACUUUCUGCAUACAGCACAAGUGGCUGAUCUCACCAAGACUCUGGAGAGAGGUGUAUGAAUAGCAGCCUGGAACCUGCCAAGGGCUGUCAACUUCUGUUUCAUGUCCUUUGUGCCCCUUCUCUGCGCUUUGGCCGGGGCUGACUCCAGCUUUGAGCAGCGAAACUGAGACUGAUCAGACUUGACACUGGGGACCCUUUUCCUUCAACUUCCCCCUGCAGGUAUUGUGACAACCCAGUGAAGUUCUGAGCCGACGCUUGCGCAGGGAUUGUUUGCUUCGUAGUGGAAGCUGCAGCCUGGUCUCGUCAGUAACACAUGACGUGUAUGCAUGUGGGGCGCUGAUUGUGAUGGGUUUUUUAAAAUGACCAAAGGGCUAUGGAGCCAUUCUCUCUAGCAAAUACAUAUUGCGGAGCCUUUUACAAAGGAAUCUAGUAUUUAUUCUUGACGUUACGAAAGAAAGGACAUUAAAUGAAGUUGUUUAA